AUGGCAGAUAAGUACUCCCAGCUAACAACUGAACAACACCGAUCUAGCCACCGUCGCAACAGAAGUUGUUGCUGCUGUCUCUUUAGCUUCUUCUGGAAGCUUCUGGUUUCACUCGUCUUCCUCUUCGCUCUCAUAUUCCUUAUCUUCUACCUCAUUGUUCAACCCCGUGCCUUCAAGUUCUAUGUCACGAAAGCCGAAUUAACCCAAUUCGACUAUUCCAAUGACAUACUACACUACAACAUGGUGCUCAAUUUCACUGCCCGUAAUCCAAAUAAAAAACUCGGUAUCUAUUACGAUAAAGUUGAGGCUCAAGCAUUUUACGAAGGGGCAAGGUUUGCGAAUGUCGAUGUGAUCACACACAUGAACUCUUUCCGCCAAGACAAGAAAAGCAGUGACCCUAUGAGUGCCGUUUUCUCAGGACAACAAUUGUUGAUGCUCCAUAGUGAUCAAGUGUCUGAAUUCAACAAAGACAAGAGUGUUGGAGUUUAUGAUAUCUAUGUGAAACUCUACUUCAGGAUUAGGUUCAAACUCGGAGACUCGAUUUCUCAUAAUUACAAGCCCAAGGUCAAGUGUGAUCUCAACGUUUCGUUGAGUUCUAGGAAUAAUGCAACUUUUACCUUCACUAGGGUUUUGCCUACUAAGUGCGAUGUUAUGUUCUAG
Messenger RNA from Lathyrus sativus (Indian pea), 660 nucleotides. NCBI's taxonomy places the organism in Eukaryota, Viridiplantae, Streptophyta, Magnoliopsida, Fabales, Fabaceae. The record is from the annotation of a GenBank genome assembly.